Messenger RNA from Tribolium madens (black flour beetle), 12368 nucleotides. RefSeq names its product protein split ends. The coding region runs from base 278 to 11416 and encodes 3712 amino acids. The transcript is spliced from 13 exons. NCBI's taxonomy places the organism in Eukaryota, Metazoa, Arthropoda, Insecta, Coleoptera, Tenebrionidae. Gene Ontology annotation, cellular component: nucleus. Gene Ontology annotation, molecular function: mRNA binding. Gene Ontology annotation, biological process: regulation of transcription by RNA polymerase II. The record is from RefSeq and is a predicted model, not a curated record.
GCAGCAUUCGAGCUCGCGGAGCCCCAGUAUGUUGUGUAGAGCGAAAAUAUGAGGUGAAGUCGCUCGCACAGUGUUUUAGUGAAUUUUUUCCCAUAAAAGAUUGAAAAAAAAAAUUCAGUGGUGCAAGAUGUGAUUGUGUGUGUACGGCGACGACGGGCAGUGUUUUGUUUUAGCAGUGCGACCAACCAUGAAGUUAAAACGGCUGUGUUGUUUUUUUGUGAAAUAGUGUGUGUGCGCCCACAAAACAACAAUUCCUCAAUGUGGUGUUUAGGGCAAAAUGGUCAGAGAGACUAGACAUUUGUGGGUAGGAAAUUUGCCCGAUAACAUACGAGAAGAUCGCAUACGAGAACAUUUCAAACGGUAUGGCCGCGUGCAGAGUGUCAAAUUGUUGUCGAGGGGCGCCAAGGAGGAGACGGGCGAGGGCGCGAUGGCGUGUACGGUGGCGUUCAUGGACAUCAAAAGUGCGUCCAAAGCCCACAAUGCCGAACAUAAAAUCGACGAUAGAACUCUGACCACGGAGUACUACGAACCUGCUGCCAUUCCGUCCGCUGCUUCACCGCAGAACACGCCCUCCUCGUAUUCUACCUCUCCGGGUAGCAACAGAUUUCCCAACGGCCAUGGGUCGACAGAAGAACAUGCGAAUUUCGGCGACCGCUUCUACGAGAGACCCAAUAACAGGGUAACCGAAGGUGAAUUUAUCCGUCGAACGAACUACCAUGAUAAUUGUAGGGGACGCAACAGGGAACGAAGUUAUAGAAAUGGUCCCUACAAUGCAAUCAUGGAUCGAUCUCAUAGGACACUCAAUAAUACAUGGUCAUCAUCGUAUGACACGACGACAAGGUACAAUAGUAGUCAAAAUGAAACAGGGUAUGUAUCAACACCUUCGGAUACCAACGAGAGGCGGUCGUCCGAACAAACAAGUACAAAGAAAAAAACUAAAUCAAGAUCGGGAAGUCGGUCACCGUCACCAUCGGGGAGCACAUCCAGUAGAUCACCAUCCAGAUCUCGUUCGCGGAGCAGCAGCAGCUCGUCGACGUCAUCCACCUCGCACGACACUUCCUCGAGCAGCGAAAAACGUCCCGUGGCCAUCCGUGUAAAGAACUUGCCUCCUCGUUCUUCGGACACAUCAUUGAAAGACGGCCUUUUUCACGAGUACAAAAAACACGGUAAAGUGACGUGGGUGAAAGUCGUAGGACAGGGUGCCGAUCGUUAUGCCAUCGUCUGUUUUAAAAAGCCAGAAGAUGUGGAAAAAGCCCUGGAGGUCAGCUACGAUAAACUCUUCUUUGGAUGUAAAAUCGAAGUGGAGCCUUAUCAAGGAUACGACGUCGAAGACAACGAUCUACGACCUUACGAGGCCGAAAUCGAUGAGUUUCAUCCAAAGGCAACUAGGACGCUCUUUAUCGGUAACUUGGAAAAGGACGUUACCGCUUCUGAUCUCAGGAAACACUUUGACCUCUUCGGCGAAAUCAUUGAAAUUGAUAUCAAGAAACAGGGGGCUGUGGGUUCGUACGCGUUCUGUCAAUAUUCGGACAUCGUGAGUGUAGUGAAAGCUAUAAGGGCCAUGGAUGGUGAACAUUUAGGGAAUAAUCGGAUUAAGUUGGGAUUUGGGAAAUCGAUGCCGACGAAUUGUGUGUGGGUUGAUGGUGUGCUUGAUUGCAACGAAAAGUACCUGAGGAUACAGUUUGAGCCGUUCGGAGCGAUUAGUAAAGUGCACGUGGAUAGGGACAAGGGACAAGCGUUGGUGUUUUAUGAGCAAGUGGUGGGGGCACAAUUAGCCGUUAAUAAAAUGCGGGGGUUUAAUUUAAAAGGGAACAAAAUACAAGUGGAUUUUGCUAGUAGGGAAUGUCAGGAGUCGUUCUUCGAACAUUUGGAGAAACAAGGUGUACCCAUGGACAGGACGGGAUUCGAAGAAAGGAGGGAUUCAGUCUCGAGAACGUUCGACUCUUCCACCAACAGAUUUGCAAGAUAUGAGACCCCCACUCGACCCCGCACUGCCUCUUACAGCAGCCGCUCUAGUGUGGCACCUCCCAGUCAACCCUCCGCUAUCCCUUCGCCCGGAACUCCGGGUUCGGUAACUCCACGGGGGACCGGUUCCCGUUCCCGUCUCCGGUUUCCCGACUACUACGACCAAACUGGAGAAUACGGCCCGGAACGCCACUUCCGGAACUACGACGAGUAUAGUCAAGGCUCCGGAGCGUCUCAUGAAGACGGCUACGAACAUGAAUACCCCUACACCAGUCCCUCAAAUGUGGAAACACUACCACCUAUUGUCAACGAUCAUUCCGGUACUCAAUUCGUUCAACCCGAACUUAGAAAUUUACAAAAAGAACGAGUUCAUCUAUUGGAACAACUUGAAGAGUGUCCUAGUUCCGGUGACGAGCUAAUAAGUCCGAAAAAACGCCUCAAAUUAGACUUGGUUGAAAAUUCGGUACCUAGUGAUGUGAUCAUUGAAGCGAAUCGCGAUCACCGAAAAGUGAUGGAAGUGAGGAGGUUAUCCGAUCCGAAUUUAAAACAUCAUCGACGACCAUCAGUAGAUAACAAACAUUUAGGACACGACCGAUAUCUCCCACACGCCAUUUGCAAAAGGAGAAAAACGGCAGGAAGUGACUCCUCAAGGACUCACCAUUACGACCAUUCCGGUUCGGAAAGUGUCGGAGGUUCACGACCGGGGACUCCCUUAGUCGACGAACGACCCGAACACUUUCCAAGUGAACCACGACGCGUCCCGAGAGAACGCGAAGGACCCCUCACACUCCCUCUACCUCGAUUCGCCGCUCAAGUGAUGAAUCGCGGAAGCGUCUCAAUUGCAGGAAUUAAAGGCCAGAAAGACACUAUUCUAUCUAGUCCACCACCCGUUACUAGCCCCCGCAUUUCAAACCCUAAACCUCCUAGUCCAGUCCCGGUACCACCACCGGCAUCGCCACCCCCACGACCUCCAAGUCUCAGUUCCAAUUCGAGCGAUAGUAGUGACAUUACGCCACCAAGUCCGUCACUUGACGAACGAAUACGAUCACUAGUCGAAAAAUACGAAAAGUGGUCCGGGAGUCGUGCACUAAGUGCUGCAGGAGGCGAAGCAUUAGCCAAGUUGGAUGCUACAAGAGAAAAGUUUAGAUCGAGACAUAAAUUACUCGAUUUGGAUUUGAAGGAAGUCCAACCAAGUGAGAUCGUCAAAUCUGUGAUGGCAAAAAGAAGUGUCUUUGAUGAAGAUUUAAAAAGGUUAGAGAAUGUUGGGGAGAAAUAUGAACCGAAGGAUUUUAGUGCAUUUCCAAGAGUUACAACAAGUGUCCACAUUUCAAUACCAACACUACCACCAACUGUACCUACAGCAACUCAACUACCUAAAACACCUACAAUGCUAUCACCGAGGUCUACUGGUAGUACCAACGUGACGGCAGCCAAAGGUCUCCAGUACCCGUUCCCGAGCCACCCUCCAAGUCUCACCCCCACCACUCCAACGUCAACAGCAGCACCCUCACCGGCAUCGACGACAAGUACAAUAACCAGGGGCACCAACCACGGUGAUACCAGACUGAAACCGUGCACGAGUGUCACUAGUGAUAAUCGAACAUCUAGUAAAGUGAAUGUAAAUAGAAGUGGUGUAGUGAUAAAAACUAGUGAAAAGAACAGUGUCAACAUUCCGAGUGAUACAAGUGCGGUGGUGGUGACGACAACAGUGACAACAACCACAACCACAACCCAUACUAGUGUCAUCAAAACAAAACCGAGUGAGAAACCUAGUGACAAAGUCACAUGUCGGAGGGACUCGACUAGUAGUAGCAGUGGUGAUGUGAAAACUACGAAAAAGGAAGACAGUGAUGAGAAAGAGCGCUUAGAAAAAGAGAAACAAGAGAAAGAAAGACUUGAAAAAGAGAAACUCGAACGGGAACGUUUAGAACGCGAAAGCGAAUUAGAAAAAGAAAGGAAAGAGAAAGAACGUCGUGAGAAAGAAGAACAAGAAAAGAAAGAACUCGAAGAGAAAGAAAAACGAGAAGAAGAAGAACGGUUAGAGAAAGAACGACAAGAGAAACUUGAAAAAGAAAAAGAACGAGAGCGCAAAAAGGAAGAAGAAAAGAAACACAAAGAGGACAAUCACGAGAAACGUAAAGACGACCACAGACAUAGGGAGAAUCACAGUGAGAGCAAACAUAGAGACAACAAUCACACCAAAGAGAACGAAUCAAGAAGCAGUCACGAGAAAAACCGUCACCACAUCGAAAGAGAUGUCGAAAGAAGAAAGGAAAGUGUCAAAGAAAAUCGCGAUAACAACAUUCACGAAAAGAAGAAUUUUGAUAAGAUCGAAAGCAGACACAUGAGUAUUGAUUUCGACCGCAACAAAUCCUUUGAGAAUAUCACCAAAACAGAUCCAAGCAAACGAAAAGAACGUAACAAUAGUUUACCUGCAAACAUCGGAAUUAAAAGACGCCUCAGUGCUCAUGACUCAGUUGAACAUUUAGAUGAAGUGAAGAAAAUGAAACUGAGUCAAGAACACAAGAAAUUGUCCGAAAGACGAGACUCCAAAGAUAGCACACGAUCCGAAGAAAAAGCAAAAAGUAAACAUAAAAACAACACAAAAAUCUACGACGACAAAAUCAAACAUAACAACACAAAAGAUAAAGAUCGAGAUGAGAGACACAAAAAUAAACAAAAAUUAGAGAAACACAAAAUCAAGAGCAAAAGUCGAGAGAAGGAAUGUCGAGAGUCUCCAACGACUCCGAAAAGUCCUGGAAAAGAAUUAUCAGAUAAAGAUUUCUUAGCUCGACUCGACUUACGUUCCAAUGAAGAAGUCGAAAAACAGAAACAACGCAAAGAGAAUAAAGACAAGAAAAAAUCCGAUGAAGAUGAUGCAAAAAAAUCCGAAACCAAAAAAGACAAACAUUUGGAAAAAAGCAAAUCACGUGAAGAUUCACGCAAUGAGGAUAAAAAAUGUCCAAAGAAAGAUCGGACGAGAAAAUUAACACAGAAUAGUUCCGACAAUUCCGAUUCCGAUGAACCAAAGAAACAUUCAAUUUUCGAUAUUGUAGAUGACGAACCAGCAUACAUUUCAAUGUAUGAUAAAGUUAAAGCUCGCAGUUGCAAAAAUAUGCAAAAACAAGAAGAAGAAAAACGUCAAGAGAAGAUCAAAGCCAAGUUCAGUCAAUUGAAACAAAGUCGUGCUAAACGUGAGGAGAAGAAACGCUCAACUUCAUGGGACGAAGACUCAGAUUCGGAUCGUGAAAGAGGCGAUAAAAUCGAUCACAAGACAAAACGAGGAAACAAAAUGUUAAUUAUGAGUUCAGAUGAGGAGGAACCGAGAAAAAGUCACAAGAAACGCGAAAUCUACAGCGAUUCUGAUUCAGAAAGGAGACAAAUCAAAUCUGAGCAUAACGAGACCAGUGAGGACGAUCGCGUUAAAAGUAAAUUACAACGAAAGGGCUCCAAGUCUCGAAUCACGAGCGAUACGUCUGAUGAUGAAUUGAAGAAGAAUCCGAUCAAAUCGGAGAUCUUCUCGGAUAAUGAAGUUGAUCAAGGAUUUGCUGAUUCGGAAGAUAAACCGUUUGCAAAAGUCAAAGACGAGUUCAAUCGGAUUAUCAAAAAGGCUAGGGAUAAACAUCAAGAGACGAUCGUUGAUCAAAUGAAUGCUCAGAUCUUUGGCGAUUCCAGUUCGCCGGUACUUGACAUAAAAACUGAACAAUUCAAUAAUCGACAUUCAUUUAUGGAGAAUUCUUCCGCCGAUGAAAACAACGAUAAAAAGGAACGGAUCGAAGUGAGAAAGAAACAUAAAAAGAAGCAGAAACGACAAAAACACUCCUUGAGCAGCGAGGAAUGUAACAAACUAGAGACAGUCGUUGAUGGGAUUCUUACAGAAGAUAAGAAGCAUCACGAUAAGAAGAAACAGCACAGUAAAAAGGAUAAAAAGAGGGAUAAACCAAAAGAUGAAAGGGACAAAUCGAAGAAAUCAAAGAAGAAUAAGUCUGAUCUUAAAUCUGAUCUGAAACGUGAUGGAAAAAUGGAGAAUAUAUUUGGAUCGUUGUCUGAAGAUUCAGAAAGUGGAGUUAAGGAAUCCGAUGAUCACAAACCCAACUUUCUGGACCGGUUUGGAGACACUAAUAUCCAAAGUUAUGCUAGUGAUUCUGAGCCGGAAAAAAUGGAAAAAGAGCGCGAAUCUAAAGAAGAACAUCGCAAACGCAAAGAGAAGAAACGUCGAGAGAAAGAACGAAGACUCCAAGAAGAAGCUGUUUCUGAACAGAUCAAUGAAAACAGUAUGGAUUAUGCUGAUAUGGGUAAACAACUAGAAGCCAAUAUCAAAGAUGACAGUAUGGAAGAAAUUGAUAAAAAUGAAAUCGAUGCUAGUCACGACACAACUGAUGAUUCUUUCCGCUUUAACGAAAAUGACUUCCAUGAAAAGAAAGAAGAUCGGAAAGAACCACGUGAAAAGAAGAAGAAACGCAAAAAGAGCAAAGAAGAGAAACAGAAACACCACCAUCACCAUCAUCACGAUAAGAACAAGGUGAAGACCGAAAUAAAGAAAGAGCCGCCGACGACGCCUCCUGAAGAAAUCAAAGUUGAAACUGAAGAAAACAAGAGUCUUCCGAAUUUAACAGACCCAACACCAAGUCCCCCACAAAAUAAAUCUUCAUCGAGUCUAGACUUUUCCAUAUCUCCGGUACCACGAGAAGCUUUAAUAAGUCCAAUUCCAAAAACUCCUACUACAUCCAAAGAGAAGAAAAGGGAUAAGUUUAUUCCCGGCUUUGGUACUGAAAUUGAUGAGAAACUUCACGAGAACGCAGUUAAAUCAAUUUCUGAGUUUGAACCAUCGAAAGAAGUGACAAAACCGGUUGAUGAAACUAAACCAGAACCGGUCCCUGAACCAAAUGAAGAAAAACCACGUGUUGUUAUCUCACAGGAAGAAACCGAAGAUGCUGUUGCAGCUCUCCUUGGUGAAAGCUUUGGAAGUGGCCAAUUCGAUGAAUGUUUCAACGAGGAAGAAAUCAAUUCGACAAAUGACCAAUCUUCAAAUCUUGCUGAAGCUAAUUUAGCUCAAGAUGAUGAAGAAAUGCGACAAGCAGUCCAAAGUUUGAGCGCAAAUGAUAUGGACGUCAAACCGGAAACACCACAAAGCGAACACGAAUUACAAAUUGAUACAGACACGGAAGAAGGCGAAGAAACUUCAAGCCGGUUUGAUCAACCACCAAAAACACCGGAAAUUACCGAACAGCCGAAAACAACCGAACUGUCGUCGUUCUACCGACCGGAAACAAAACCAACACCAAAUAUCGGAAGUCCACCUUCGUUAACUCCGAUCAAGCCACAAGUUUCAGUUCAGAAUGAAAUUAAACGGCCCGAAGAACCUAAAGUUUCUCUAAGCUUACCGAUGUUACCCGAACAGCCACGAUCGGUGAUUUCCCAAGCUUGGAAAGACGACCAGACUAAUAAUCAACCGAAAAUACGUACAUAUGGGAGUCCCCCAAUUGUGAAAAUUUCGGAACCAGCGUACCCACCAUUGGCAGCACUGACUAAACAAGAACAUCCACAAAUAAGCUCAGCUGAACCGAUUAAAAUACAAACGUAUCCAGUACUGACAACAAACCAAAAAAUACAAUUACCCAAAACAAAUAGUACUCCUCCUGAUUCAACAAAAGUCACUACGAGUACCACCAAUCUGUCUCUGAGUCGACUUCCUAUAACACCCAUUAUGGUUUCGAAACCAUUACAAGCGACCACGGUUUUGCUUCCGCAAGCUAAAAUCGCUCAUAGUUUAGAACCACCGGUUUUGGUUUCGGCUUCUCAAGAAAGGCCACGAAUGGUUUUCCAAACUACAUCAAAUAUCACACCUCACUUCCCAAAUAUCGUUCAAAGUCCACCUAGAAUGGUUCGGUCAUUACCACCUCAAGCCCUUGUUAUGCCCACUAGACAACUACCACCACCAACACCCUAUAGUACCAGUAGCCAAAGUAGUAUACCAAAACCAACCAUAAUAAUGUCAACCAGUCAAAUACCGACUUCAAAACCAUUCAUGCCAGUUAUUAAAGAAACACCACCGAAGUUAGUAACAAUACCGGAAAUAAGAGUAACACAGCCUGCUGUUAUCCAACAAACUAAGGAAAUUAAGGAACCGGAAACGGAGGUUAGAACAUCAACACCGAGUCCGGUAAUUGUUCAAACACCGGAGAAGAAACCGGAAAUUCAAGAACCACCACCACAACAACUAGCCAUAGAAAAGGUAACAGAAGAGUUGAAUUUGACCCUUAAAAAGGAAACCGACGUUAAGGAGGAAGUCGAAAUCAAGAAGGAAGAAGUUGAGGAGAAAUUAACCGAGGAAAGUGAUGUUGUUGUCAAACCAAAACUGGAAACAACUUCAAUCCCCCCCACUGUUAAAGACCAAGAGGAUGAGAAAGCCGACACUGAAAGUGUCAUUAGUGACAUAAGUAAAGAAAGAUCAAGUGCUGAAAUUUUAACAACUAAAGACGACCCACUUGACAAUAAAGAAGACAGUGACUAUUGGUCGGCCAAAGAAGUAAAUAUUGAUUCAGUUAUCAAGACUUUAUGUUCCGCUGACGAACUUUCCGACCACAGCAGCGAAAUCGGUAAAGACGAUUGGCUAGACGAAUCCAAAACCGAUGAAAAAUCCGACGAUUCGUCCAAAAAAGAGGAGGCCAUUGACGAAAUGUCGGACGAAAUUACCGAAAAUGAUGACAAAGAAACAGCUGGACGUGGUGGUCGUCGUGGUGGUCGAACACGAGGCCGUAAAACACGUGGUGGUAUACAAAGUCGGCGUGGGAAACCCGUAGUUACAGUUGCCAAACGUGGAGGACGUGGUGGUUGUCGUCAAAAAGGCGAAAGAAAAUUAUCAAAAUCCGAGUCGGAUGCUCCUUCUGAUGUUUACGAGUUUAGAGACGACUCUGAUGAAAACAAAGAACGACCUAGGUUGAUUUUGACAAUCAAAUCACCGGCUACUGUUAACACCCAGGCUGUUGUCAAAGAACCAUCACCUAAACCUGAAACCAAAGAGGAAUUCCUGUCACCGGUUGCUAACACUAGAAAGUCGCGAAGAUUACAAGAACGUGACGUUUUGAGGAACACAGUAGAUGAUACAAUUGAGGAUGUUGUACGGAAUACAGUCGUCACUAGAUCGAAUCAAAAUGCACGAAGAUCCACACGCCAGGCUGUGGUCAAUAAACCUGAAACACCCAGAAAAUCACCACGAGGGGGACGAAAGAAAGAUCGAAGGGCUUCAGACCCGUCCGAGGACUCCUCCGAAGAGAAAUCUAAAACCGAUUCAGAAACCAGAUCAGAGAGUGAUUUGACCGAAAUUGAAAAACCAAAAGAAGUAGAAAAAGAGGAAAUUAAAGAACCUCCUCAUGAAGGACUCAAAGUUAAAAUGUUGAGACGUGUUAAAGGCGAUAUGCAAGAACCGACGACUUUAAUCGAUCCAGUAACAGGUCUUUUGACACCAAUGAGAGAAUGUGAAGAAGGUCGAUAUAUACCAAUGCUUAAAACAAACGAACAAUCUGUUAUUACGUCAUCACAACAACCAAAACCCAAACCACAAAGCUUAAAAGCACAUGUUUUGUCAUCACAAGCCGCCAAAGCUGUAGUCUCCCAACAACAACCCCCACCACAACCAAUACCCAAGAAGAGUAUCAUAGUAACAAGUCAUCAACCUGUCACAAUUCAACCAUUAAGUCAAACCUUAAAUGUCAAUGUAUCAAUGCCAACUUACACCUCAGCUCACUUAUCCCCACGUCAUCCCGUACCAGUCAAUGUACUAUCCAAAGCCCUAACCAAACCUCAACUAUCACCCAAUCAGAUGGCAGUAUUGAAUCAAAAACAACCAAUCAUCAAUCCGAUUCUCACCACCCAAUCACAAAUCAUCAAUUUGAAACAACCACCAAUCAAACAACCGGUAAUCAAUAAAGCCAAACCCAUACACCAGCAACAGAUGUUGACUGGAUCAGUGGCAAGUCCUCCGUUGAAUAAAGGACCAAUGCCAGGCUUGGGGGCAAGUCAGAAUAGAAUUGUGCAAGCGCCACAUCCUAAGGGGGUGAUGGAACCCCCGAAAAUUGAUGUGUCAUUAUCGAACGUGAUUCUGGGGCCGAGAUCAAAUCUCUCACCCCAAAGCCAACUAAGACACGUGCCGGUGCCUGCGUACGAAGCAAGUUUGCAUGGGGAGAGGAAUUUGUAUAAUCGGAGCCGGAGUCCUCCGCCGGCUCAUCAAAAUUCACCAUCACCUCAGGGUGAAGCCAUUGCACAUUUCCCACCGGGUGCUGUGCCCCUACGACCACCACAUGACCUCCCACCCGGCCAUUACAUCCACCCCCACAUGUACCAAUUAAUGCGACAACAACCCUACCAUUUAUCACGCUCGCCGAUGGUAGCCGGCACAUUAGAGAAAUCAGGCGACGGUCAAGAGGGUGAGGAAGCCCCCGUGACGUCACCACCUCUAGAACUACGACGUCCUGGCUCAGUCGGCUUGGCCUUGACUGGAAGAACUGCAGUACCCCACAGUCUCCACUCACCACAUGACAGGACAACAGAUUCCCCCCAAGUGGGACAAGUCUACAACGUGCACACCGCCCGUAUGCAACACUACCAUUCCGCUGGUCGGUAUUACGAACAAACCGCGGAGCCCCCACCUGCACAUCGCCCCCUUACAAGUCACGGAUCGCUCACAGCCCUAGCUAAUGACCGGUCAAUGUCUCACAUGGCCGCAUUGGGGGCCCCCGAGCGUCCCCUCAGCUCACACGCGGCCUUGACGGCUCAUAUGGUCCCCGAGCGGCCAAUGACGAUGGGUGCCGGACUUGGUGCCGCCGGGAAUCUCAUGGGGGCUGUAGCGAGACAUGUGGGUGUUGAUGCUCCGGCUAGUCAACGGGGGUUGCAAGCUGCGACACCGCCACAUGCCAGUCAAGUACCACCACAAGCCGAAAGUCUUUUCAUGCUAUUAAAACAAUAUCCCUGUAUGUGGCAAGGGUUGCUAGCCCUGAAGAAUGAUCAAGCGGCGGUUCAAAUGUAUUUUGUUUCCGGGAAUGAUUCAGUGGCAAAAUGUAGUUUGCCCAAAAAUACAGACGGGUCGACUCCACCUUUGAGGAUUUUCCAAAGGAUGAGGUUGGAGCCCCCACAAGUUGAGGGGGUCGCGAGAAAAAUGCAGAUGGAGAACGAGCAUUGCAUGCUUUUGGCGCUUCCUUGCGGCCACGACCACAUGGACGUACUUAAACAAUCAACGAAUUUGACCAACGGGUUUAUCACUUAUUUGCAACAGAAGCAGGCUGCCGGGAUAGUGAACGUAGCCGCUCCGGGGACUACCCAACCACCGGCUUAUGUGGUGCACAUUUUCCCAUCGUGCGACUUUGUGAAUGAGAACCUCCGACGGAUAGCCCCCAGUCUGCUCGAACGUGUGGCCGACAUCGCCCACUUACUCAUCGUAAUAACUACAGUGUGAUAGCAUGAUUGUUUCAAUAUUUCGUUCACUUUAACACUGGAAAUGACUGUUUUUAACCACAAUGUGUGUCUUACUCUCACCGAUUUUUUUCGUAAAAUCUCGAAAUGUGGACGUUAUCCAAAACUGGAAUUACUUAAAAAUAUAUUUAAAAGUUUCACUGUGAUUUCUUGACAAACGUUAUUUACUAUUAUUAAAAAAAUAAUAAAACUAUUAAAAAAACGCUAAAAUUAACUUACUACCUAUUUAAGAAGAUCUCAUAUUGAAUUUAGUUAUACAAUUUUUUUCUUGUUUGAAAGAUCUUUAUUUUCGUAUUUGUACGUUCGCGGUAUAUUUGCAAUAUUUGCAAGUAUGCCACGAAAGUUAUUUUAAGUUUAACUUUGGGAUUUUGGUGCUCUAGGUUUUAUUUUUUUAUUUUCUUUUUGUUAUCACAUAAACACGCUCUCGAGAGCGUGUUUUUGUGACUCUUAUUUUAAUACUUUCUACUCUAGAGCGUUUAUAUAGUUUUUGUUAUUAUUUUUUGGGUUUAUUUUGUAGAAAGUAUGGAAAUGAGUUGUGCAACGUAAUCUCAAAGUUUUGUUGCGGCUUCAGCAAGGCUGUACAUUUCAAAUUAAACGUUACCCGUUUGUAGUUUGAAAAUAUGGCUAAUAUAAAUAAACAAAAAAAGUAUAUAGACAUAAUAUAUAAAUAUGUAGCAUAUAUGAUUAUAUGAAGAAAUCAAUCAUUUUUUAAAUUACAAUGUAAUAUAUAUGUGAAUAUAGUUUAAUUUGUUACUUUAAGCUUUUUUUGAGUUAUCGUUAAGAUGUUCUGUACAGUGUACUCUAGGCUGUAAGUAUGAGUUAGCCAGCGUUACAAAAAUAAUAUAGGGAACAUUGUGAUGUCUAUAUAUUACUGUAAAUUUUGUACAUAAACUGUGUAUUGUGAGUAUACAUUAUUAUAACUAUUACAACAAAAA